AUGCUGAGAAUCGAGGAAAAUUGCAUUUAUCCUUCUGAAAUCACUGUUAUCAACACAAUGCUGGUGACAUGUGCUGUUUGCUGCUACCUGUUUUGGCUGAUUGCGAUUCUGGCUCAACUCAACCCUCUCUUUGGGCCGCAGUUAAGCAAUGAAACAAUCUGGUAUCUUAAAUAUGACUGGCCUUAA
This is a messenger RNA of Charadrius vociferus (killdeer), 186 nucleotides long. RefSeq names its product ATPase, H+ transporting, lysosomal 9kDa, V0 subunit e1 (gene ATP6V0E1). The record is from RefSeq and is a predicted model, not a curated record. The transcript is spliced from 3 exons. NCBI's taxonomy places the organism in Eukaryota, Metazoa, Chordata, Aves, Charadriiformes, Charadriidae. Gene Ontology annotation, biological process: proton transmembrane transport. Gene Ontology annotation, cellular component: proton-transporting V-type ATPase, V0 domain. Gene Ontology annotation, molecular function: proton-transporting ATPase activity, rotational mechanism. The coding region runs from base 1 to 186 and encodes 61 amino acids.